GGUGCGCUUUCCUUCGGAACUUCUUUGUUUUUCCAUCUCUCGCCCGCUGCCCGUGAUCUCUAUCAUACACGGUGGCUGGCUGCAAUUUUUAAAAACAUUUUUAUGAUGGCGGAGGACAGUGAAUCUGCGGCCAGUCAGCAGAGCCUGGAGCUAGACGACCAGGAUACCUGUGGGAUAGACGGCGACAACGAAGAGGAGAAUGAGCAUUUGCAAGGGAGUCCAGGGGGAGAUUUGGGGGCCAAGAGGAAGAAGAAGAAGCAGAAGAGGAAGAAAGAGAAGCCAAGCUCGGGGGGAGCCAAGUCUGAUUCUGCAUCUGACUCUCAGGAGAUAAAGAAUCCUGGUUUGCCCAUUCAGAAGCUGCAGGACAUCCAAAGAGCCAUGGAGCUGCUGUCCUGCCAGGGUCCAGCAAAGAGCAUUGAUGAUGCAUCCAAGCACAAGUACCAGUUCUGGGACACCCAGCCUGUGCCAAAGCUAAAUGAGGUGGUGACGAGUCACGGGCCGAUAGAAGCUGACAAAGAAAACAUUAGACAGGAGCCAUAUUCCUUACCUCAAGGCUUUAUGUGGGACACUCUGGAUCUCAGCAAUGCAGAUGUACUGAAGGAGUUGUACACAUUGUUAAAUGAAAACUAUGUGGAGGAUGAUGACAACAUGUUCAGAUUUGAUUAUUCACCAAACUUUCUCAAAUGGGCUCUGCGUCCCCCUGGUUGGUUACCACAGUGGCAUUGUGGAGUGAGAGUGUCCUCAAAUAAGAAGCUUGUUGGCUUCAUCAGUGCCAUCCCUGCAGAUAUACGCAUCUAUGACACACUGAAGAGAAUGGUUGAAAUCAACUUCCUGUGCGUCCAUAAGAAGCUGCGCUCAAAGCGUGUUGCUCCAGUGCUCAUCAGAGAGAUCACACGGAGGGUGAACAUAGAAGGAAUAUUCCAGGCAGUAUACACAGCAGGAGUGGUACUGCCUAAACCUGUGUCCACAUGCAGGUACUGGCAUCGUUCUUUGAACCCCAGGAAGCUUGUGGAAGUGAAGUUCUCCCACCUGAGCCGAAACAUGACUCUGCAAAGAACCAUGAAGCUCUACAGACUACCAGAUAGCACCAAGACCCCAGGUCUGCGGCCGAUGGAGAGGCGUGACAUCCCCCAAGUCACUGAGCUGCUACAGAAAUUCCUUAAACGCUUCCAGCUUGCUCCUUCUAUGGGAGAAGAAGAGGUGUCUCACUGGUUCUUGCCGCAGGACAACAUCAUUGACACAUUUGUAGUAGAGGGUGCUGGUGGUGUACUGACAGACUUCACUAGUUUCUACACUCUGCCCUCGACCGUGAUGCAUCACCCUCUACAUAGGAGCCUGAAGGCUGCUUACUCUUUUUACAACGUUCAUACACAAACCCCACUACUGGACUUAAUGAAUGAUGCUCUGAUCCUGGCCAAGCUGAAAGGGUUUGAUGUGUUCAAUGCCCUGGAUCUAAUGGAGAAUAAGGUGUUCCUGGAAAAGCUCAAGUUUGGCAUAGGAGAUGGAAAUCUGCAGUAUUACCUCUACAACUGGAAAUGUCCCCCUAUGGACCCUGAUAAGGUUGGCCUCGUUCUUCAGUAGUACGUCUCUUCCUGGCUGCUACACAAACACUGAUGAAGAGGUUUGUUAGUGACCUCUAGCUGAACCUAACCUGGACAUGCAGGUAGCUCAAGCUAGACAAUGAGAACUACAACUGUAAAACCAACCUGGAGAACGGAAGACGGUUAAAAAAACCCUUCUGCGUUCACCUGGAGGUGAACACUCUUUAAAUCAUCAACAUCCUGAAUGUGAAGUCAUGCUAUGCCUGAGAAACUCAUACAGUACAACGCUCCUGACAUGCACACUCACAUUUAAAACAUACAGAGGAUGCCUUGACAUUGUGAAUUUUGUUUUCCUCAGCAGAAACUUCGUUACCAUGGACUGGCAUGUCUUUUUAUUUCACUGACAUUGAAAUAUGUAAAUGAUUAUCAACAAAGUAAACAUGACCACAAUACAAAACGAUAAGUUAUUGUGUCCCCACUGAGGGGUGUUCAAGACAUUAACGAGUUAUUAUCCAUCUUUGUGGUCAGAAGUUUAUCUGCUGGCUGUUUUGGGCGACAGUAGAAUUAGAAAUACUAAGAACAUGUUUCUGUGAUAGCUGACUUAUAGAAGAAAAAACUCUUUUCCUCAAGCAUUUAAAAAAAAUAUCUCAACUGUCAAACAACACACAUACACACAAAGGAUAUCUUCGUGAAAGGACUCAUUCAACUGGUGCAUUUAUAUACAUGUCCUUUUUUUGUUUAAAAAUAUAGUUACAUUUAAAGCCAGAUCAUAUUUAUUCCUGUAGUUUGAGUUUUGGGGUUUGGGAGGGCUGAUCCAAAGUGUUCUCCUCUUAGGUAGUUUAGAUGUCACUGAGUUUGUUCAAACAACGUUGGUUUAAAGUGGUUUUUGAUGAAGAAUGUAUUGCAUCAAUGAAGCACAAUUUUUGAGUUCCUAAAAAGAAAAAGAGCCCUUUUUUUUUUUUUUUUUAAAGGGUCAGAUUUCAAACCAGAUGUGUUGCGGUACAAACUGUAGAACCUUGGUUUUUACGAGGGAUGUGAGCCGUUUCUUGUUAUAAACCAGCUUCUGGACUGGAUUUUUAAUAAAACACAUUAACUGAUACGCUCAUUCGGCAUAGGGUUUUACCUGCAUGUGAAUUAUAUGUUCAGUUAAAAAGAAAGCAAAUGUUACUGAGCCCAAAAAAAAGGACGACAUGCUGAGUGCACAAGCAGGGCCGAGAAACAAAACCAAUUAAACUCUAACCAGAGUGGACUCACCCUGAUUCAGAUUUAAUCCAAAAAUAGCCUGUUAUUGUCCAGAGAUACUUAUAACUCUGGCCUACCUACUUAGAAAAUGGUUCCCAGUUAAGUGUUAUUGAAAGCCAAGGUUAGUUUUCUUUUGUUAAUUUAGUCAUUGCAACUCACAGAGAAAAUACUUCUUACUUUCAGCUGCCUUUUGCAAGCUGGUGAGUAAGUAAUGCAGCUGAUUGUCCAGAAGUACAACACUUAAACAUGUCUGUUAACCCAGAAAUAACCAUCAAUUCCUUCACCUGAAGUCAGUUAAAUAUAACAAAGAGAACUGAUCACAGCAUUUAAAAUAUCUGGGGAAUAAAAUAUCAAAUGGCAUGUUUUCGGAGCACAGUUGCUAAAUAUCAAAAGCCUGUGUCAAUUACCGCAUCGAUUUAAAAUUUGAAUUUCUCCUGUUUUCCAGGUUGUUGUUUUUUUAAAUGGUACUGUUUUUGUGCGUCUGAAAUAUACUGUUGGUCAGUUUUUUUUGUGUUGUGCAGCUAAAUGAAAAUUAUUUGAACAGUUUUUGUAUUUAUAAUUGUACUUUGCAACAUGUCUUAAGACAAUUCCUGUUUUUUUCCCCAAAAUUAUUCAGUGAAAUAGGAAACUUUGAAACAGAUUUUUGAGGGUUUGGAGUAUUAUGUGUUGCCCUGUGCUUGACUGAGCGAUGGAGAUCUUUGAUGAAAAACGGUUAGCACUUGUUCUGGGCUGCAGCUGCUGUGGUAUUCAAAGGUUAACAUGUUUUUUUAAUUUUUGUAUUGUCUUCUUGCUCUGUUACUUUGUGUUUGAUGCUCCUGUUCACGUGGCUCUGCAAAACACGAGAGGUAAAGGCUGCUGCCAUCUUUGUUCUGUAUGUGAUGUAAUUUUCUUCUCAUUUCUUUAUAUAUUAGCAAGAAAGGGACAACCAAUGGACAGUCAGCGCUUCAGGGCUCGAAGAUGUUUUUUUUUUAACAUUUGAAAGUUUAAAUGAGUUGACAAAGACAGAUGUUGUCGGCAUUAAUUUAACACUGAGUCAACGGCGUGCCUCAUGGAUGUUGGUCGUGUCACAGAUGUGUUGCCUGCAGCUGUUUGAAUGAACUUUGAGCAUGUCAGUUUUGCUGCUGUGAUUUUUAGCGUUGAUGUUACUAGCCACGCCCUUUAGUGAGAACUCAACCAGAAGUACCUGCCUUAUUUAAAGAUGUUUUGUUUUUUAAAUUAAGAAUCCUGGGUGGGGGUACUUUUGAAAUGACAUACAGCUUUCUCUAACUGAAGAACAAUAUUUUUUAUUCAAAUCCAUUGUAAGCUGUGAAAAAGCUGAAGAACCUUUACCAGCAUCAUUUAAGACAUGAUCCCCAUGCAAAUAACAAUCUGUUUCAACACACGUCGGCUAUACCAGCAUGGAUAUUUGAUUGAAUAAACUCACUGUAAAAAGGGA
Molecule: messenger RNA, 4218 nt
Organism: Eleginops maclovinus (Patagonian blennie)
Lineage: Eukaryota; Metazoa; Chordata; Actinopteri; Perciformes; Eleginopidae
Gene: nmt2
Product: N-myristoyltransferase 2
Exons: 12
Coding region: 103-1581 (492 amino acids)
Biological process (GO): N-terminal peptidyl-glycine N-myristoylation
Cellular component (GO): cytoplasm
Molecular function (GO): glycylpeptide N-tetradecanoyltransferase activity
Source: RefSeq, a predicted model, not a curated record